Molecule: messenger RNA, 270 nt
Organism: Dama dama (fallow deer)
Lineage: Eukaryota; Metazoa; Chordata; Mammalia; Artiodactyla; Cervidae
Product: ubiquitin-conjugating enzyme E2 variant 1-like
Exons: 2
Source: RefSeq, a predicted model, not a curated record
ACCCUUAAAAUAGAUUGUGAACCUAAAUACCAAGAAGCACACACUUUUGUAAUAUUUGUAGUAAAAACUAAUAUGAAUGGAGUUAAUAGUUCUGAUGGAGUGGUGGACUCAAGAGCCCUAUCAGUGCUAGCAAAAUGGCAGAAUUCAUAUAGCAUAAAAGUUUUCCUGCAAGAGCUUCAGCACCUAAUGAUGUCUAAAGAAGCCUCAAUGAUGUCUAAAGAAAAUAUGAAACUCCCUCAGUUACCUGAAGGAAAGUGUGAUAGCAAUUAA